Coregonus sp. 'balchen' is the source of this 10405-nucleotide messenger RNA. NCBI's taxonomy places the organism in Eukaryota, Metazoa, Chordata, Actinopteri, Salmoniformes, Salmonidae. The record is from the annotation of a GenBank genome assembly.
AGGUGGUUAAUUUAAUGUGGCUGUAAUGUUACCAGUUCAAACUAGUUUUGGAGAAACAAAGGGGAGGGUGACAAAUAAGAGCAAGCGGGCCGGGCUAGAGGUAUUGGAGGACUGUAAAAAAUCUCUUGUGGCUCAGAGUAAGACCUUUAACUCUCGCCAAGAAGUACGAUCAAAGAAAACAAGUAAGUUAUAUGUGUAUUUGUCCAAAUGUAUGGUGAUAAAAUGAUGUUACUUUGUGUCACUCAAUACAACAUUGUCAUUACUCACUUUUAAUAGUUCAAAUAUAUAGUCUCCAACAUCGGAAUCCUCUGAAGAAUAACUGACGUGUCGUGUGUAAUUUCUCAACUGGAGUUAUUCUUCUUGGGAGGUUUAAUUUGUGUGUAGGUUUCAUUAUUGAGUUUUCCUUUUUAGUUGUAUGGUCUUUAAAAUAAUUUAUGCACCAUGUUUUGGCUUUACUGCAUAGAUUCAUAACUUUUGCCAGUAAUGAACACACAACUUUUGUCCUAUACACGCGAUUUGCGCAAAAAGCAAGUGGCACUGCGUAUUGGCAUAAACUUUCGUUAAAUCAAAAACUUUUCGUUUAAUUUUAAAUAUGAAGUCAAGGAUUUGCAAGCGGUUCUGCUUAGGGCUCUGAAGAAUUUGUCGACAAAUUACGUUUUGUUUUAAUAACUGAUUUGCUUUGAGUUUAAUAACUUUAUAAUUAUGUUAGCUAUUUUUUGCACUGUGUGACAACGUCCUCAGGGGUGACACAUUCUAGUGUUGAUGGUAGUGAAGCUACAUAGUUUGAAAGUGUACUUUUACAUGUCUUUGUUCAUGUUAAAGUAAAGCAUAACCAUUUAUUCCACAAUCUUAAUUGUGUUCAUGUGCCAGAAAUAUUUAGCUUUCUGUUUGGGCCAUUGAAUGGUUUCUAUGACCAGAAAACUUCACUUGAACAAUAACUCUAAGUGACUCUGGAUAAGAGCUUCUGCUAAAUGACUAAAAUUAAUAUACAUGUACAUCUCCCCCACCUCAAUAAUAUGACCAUUGAAAUCGACUCUAACCUCAAGUACAUGUAUUCAAUGCUAUCCACUCCACUCAAGAGUUGUUCUCCUUUUCACCUGACCACAAUUUAUGGCUGCCCCGCCUGUCAUUUGCUUUCUCCCCCCAUAUCCAAAGUAGGUGCUGUGUAAGAGGCUGUAAAAUAUUAUUUGCAGUCAGAUAUAACGAUCAAAGCAACAUAACCUUAGAGAGAUGAAAUGGGGAGAAGAUAGUCCUCAGUCUGUUGUUAUCAUUGUUUUUCCAGUUGUAUUUUUGUCUCUUUUAGAAAGUUAUUGGGCACGCUGGAUACAGCUAGUGCCUCAGGGUUAGGUUUUAGAAAGGGAGGAGGGGUAGCAUGGGGCUUCAGAGCUUGGCAGAUGGACCUUGAGGCAAUGGCACAGAUAAUCAGUGGAGAGAAACAGCUUUGAAAAGACAGAGAGAACUCUCCCUGGCUAUUCAAAUGCACCAUUCAGCCUGAUUUCAGCAGAGAUGUAUGGGUGCAGGGCCCCUCUACUAUUCUCUCUCACUGCUCAUGGGUAUGAUGGAGUAUGUUCAUUGGAUAUGUUAACGUGUCGUGAAAUAGGAAGGAAUGUGAAGUAAGUAGGCAAGGGCCACUGUCUCUUUUAGAGAAUAAACCAUUCUGUCAUGACUGCCAUGCCUCAACUAGAAGGGAUAUUAUUUUCACAUCUUUGACGGCAGGGAGGAUGUUUAGCUGUUGACAAUGAAGUUAUAAUAGAUCAAGUGCACUUGCACAGUUGGUCUCUGACGGCCAGAAUCCACCUAUAUUUUUAUAUUUGAUCAAAUAAAGCAUGCGAUUCAGCCAUUUGUUGGCCACUAAGUGUUACUUCCUGAAGUAGGCCAGGACAUUCUGUGUCUUUGUUAACUGUCUUUCUUUAGAGUGACCCUCUACCCUGCAGCGUCUCUCUGAUUGGCCUUAGUGGGCAUUCCAUCCUUUUUUUGCGGUCAGUGGCUUUUCUGAGAAGACGAGGAAUGCUGCUUUGCAGUGAAAACAAGAGUGACUUUACGCUUCAUGCUUUUCAGGUUCAGUGUAGUCCUGCUUUCCGUGUGUUGUUGUUGUUGUUUUGUUGUAGAACUGAUCUAGAUGUGUGUUUGACAGUAACUCUAAUGUUAUCUAUUUGAUCACAGUGGUCUAGGACCAUUAGAUUGUUAGCAAGAGGAAGCACCAUUUGAGUCAAUCGAAUUAUGAUGGUUACGGUAUCUGAUCCAAUUUGACUAUUUGGUUUGCUUUCUGCUAUGCAAUAAAUAUGAUGUUUAUCCCAUUGUGUGAUGGGUAGAUGGUGGUAGUUGGGUGGGUGGGGGGGUUUGAAUAGUGGGUGAUGUUUCAUAAUGACAUGUUUAUGGUUGGGAAAGGAUGAUCUCUUAUACACCCAUACCUAACUAUUCUAACAUUCUCGUUACAGCUGCAUUACUGAUGGAUAAAGAUUACUGGCACGGAUAAAAAUAGCAAUGUUUGUAGGCAUAUUAAGCUAAUUAUUGGGCAUGCUAGCUCUAGUAAGCUGUGGUAUUUUAAGAUGACCUUUCUCCCAAUAUGCUAAGUUCACAUUCAGAUGUGUGGAAAUGUAUGCACUCACUAACUGUAAGUCGCUCUGGAUAAGAGCGUCUGCUAAAUGACUAAAAUGUUUUUUUAAUUGAACAAAGACUCUGCAUGGGAUAUCUGUCUAGUGGCCCUUUAGAAUGGAGUGAAAGGAGACCAGGAAAAGGCUCUGUUUUGAUACAGGGAGUCUGCAUUAGCAAAGAACAAUAAAAGAUUUUGAGGGCGCUCUGGGCCUCACCCUUGGCAAGGCUCAGUGUGUUAGACGAGGCCUGCUGUGUGUUGUUUCAUCAAAGACAAAAGUGUUGCCUGGAGUAGCCCCUCGACAUUUAUGACCAGGGGAAGAAUGUCAUUGGAACUGCUAGCUGGUGCAGAAAAAAGAGCCAGCUUUUUCUUGAAAAUGGGACUCUAUCAUUUUUGAACAGUGAUACAAAAAGAUAGAGAUUCAGUGAGUGGUGGUAGUUGAAAAUGGAGAGUGUCCAGAUAUUUGUGGUUGCUUGGAGUGUUUAGUUAUGCUCACUGGCCACUGACGCUUAAUUACUUUUUUGAGGACAGAAGACAGAUUUACUGGGUCAACAGAAUAUUUUAUCAACUGGCUUGAAGAGGAGCAGUAAGCGUAUGUGCCAGAGGCCCGGCCGGCCUGGCCUGGUGUAGCCAUCACUUUCAUUCGCAGUCCUUUUGAUGAGCAGUCAAAUAAAGAACUAACACUUUCAGAAGCCAAUUGUAAAGUUGCCUGAUAAAAUGAUCGUGCCUUGGUAGAUUCUCAGGUAGACCAGCUGCCCUUCAGUAGUGAGUGGAUGGCUGCCACUUAUGGCAUUCUGCCUCACACAGUACGAGGCUAUAGUUCAGAGAGGUGAUAACCUCAAAUGGAUUGGACUUUUUCAGUGAGUUGUUGAUUCAUCAGCUGUGGCUGACCUUUCUAUCCAGGACUGCCCGCAGGCAGGGAAAGUUCAAUGUGAGCAUACAGCAAUGUGAGUGGAUGUGGCUGCCAUCUCUGCUUAGCUUCUGGACAUAUUGGCUCAGGCACAAACCAAUAAAACAAAUGUUGCUGUUAGAUGAGUUUGCGUGGGCGACGGGCAUUUCACAAGGGUGCUGUUCAUCAGAGACUUCCCAGCAAACCGGGAACAUUCACAGAACAUUAUCUAAGAUUCCUGGGGUUGGUGUGUGCUGAGGAAAGGCUCAUAAAGGAGUAAUAAAGGCCUAGUUCACAAAUGUAGUUGAAAAUCUAUUUAUAUAAAUUUUUAGAUAUAUAUUUUUUAUUUACAUUUAUCAGGGGGUGCUGCAGCAUCCCUGCUUCCUGUGGCUAUGUCCUUGGAAUGUUCUCCCAACAUUCACAAACAUUUUCUUUACAACAUCUGUAAAAACUAGCACAGAACAUUCCCCUAAGGUUCUCAUUAGGUUGCCAGGGAAUGUAAUAACACAAUGUUCCGGUAAUGUUCUUAGAACAUACUGCCACAACAAAAUGUGGGAACAAUAGAACUGGUUCUGAGGAAACAUUACAGGAACGUUCUACUAAUGUUGAUGGAUAUGUUAUUCAAAACACCCAUAACAACAAGCAGGGAAUAUUCCUACAAUGGUCUCAAAAAGUUAUAGUGUGACAUUAUGAAAUGAUGGUUCUAAUAACGUUCCCUGAAAAUACUUAAGCAAUAAAAUGUUGGAGCAAUAGAAGUUGUUCUUAGAAAACAUUCCUGGAAUAUUCAGCUAAUGUUGAUGGAGAUAUUACUACUAACACCUAUAACAACAAACAAGAAACAUUCCUGCGGGACUCUAUUCUGUAAGGUUAUGACAUGAUGAUCCAGAAUUGUUCUAAAAAACAUACUUCAACAAUAAUGCUAAUAUUGAUGUGUAAUGUAACAUUAUUAUACUGUAUGAAGUUGCCAAACUUUUAAACAAAUGGCAUUCCUAUCUUCUUACAUCAUUAUAUUUUUUUAGGGUAUUGUCCAAACAAAGCUAUAGCUUUUUUCAAGAAUGGUAAUGAAGUAGAUUUGAACCUGCGAUCUGCCAUCUUCAAGCCCUGUAGGCUACUUAGUUUGCUGCACCACCAGGAUCUUAAUAUUUCUAGUGGAUCCUUAAAUUAUGAUCCAAACUAUGGCUACAGUAUAUGUCUUAGUACAUAUGCACAUCUAUGUACACCGCUCCGCAAUCUGCCAGGAAAUAAUUGAACAAGAAUUCUGAAAUCAAGUUUGCCCCUCCUGUAGCUCAGUUGGUAGAGCAUGGCGCUUGCAACGCCAGGGUUGUGGGUUCGAUUCCCACGGGGGGCCAGUAUGAAAAUGUAUGCACUCACUAACUGUAAGUCGCUCUGGAUAAGAGCGUCUGCUAAAUGACUAAAUGUAAAAUGGAGGGAAAAUGAAAGUAAAAACGUCCCAACUAUACAGCAUAUAAAGAUAAUUGGUAGAGAAAUAAAUAAUAGAGGAUACUUAUUUUUCUAGAUUUUGUUAUCCUAUCUUUUGCAAAGAUAAAGACCACAACCUGGAAGUCAGAGUAAAGGUGUAAACAGCUUUAUAUUUGUGUUAGUCACAUCCCAGUGGCGCAGUGGAUUAAUUCCAAGGAUAACACUCCAAAGCCCAGGUUUGAUCCCUGCUUGCAACUAUCAACCAAAUACGGUAGAAUCAAAUCCAAAUAAUUGCCAUAUGUGUUUCUACAUGGAUUGUUGUACAAAUAACACUAACACAUGAAAGAAACCUCUAUCGACUGUUCAAUACUUAAUUUGAUGACAUUGAGGGAAUGUUUUGUGCACCCUGAUACAAACAUUGUAAGAAUGUCAUCAAAACUGGACAGAUUUUGUGUUUUGGGAACCUAUCUUAUCAUAUCCCCACAAUGUUCCCAUAACCUAAAUACAUAUUUUAGGAACUAUUAAAGAACAUAAAAAUGUGUUUUGGGAACGUUCUUGCAAUAUCAGUUGAAUGUUUUUUCAACCUAAUAGAAACAUUGUAAUUAUCAGCACAACUGGACAGUUUAUAUGUUUUGGGAACAUAUUUCUUGCCAUGUCCCCACAAUGUUACCACAACCUAAAGAAAUGUGUUUGGAACUUUUAAAGAACAUAAAAAAUGUGUUCUGGGAACGUUCGCGUAACAUCAGGUGAAGGUUUUUUGCAUUCUAAAAUAAACAUUGCAUAAUCAUCCGCACAACUGGACAGUUUUUGUGUUUUAGGAACAGAUCUUUUGUCAUGUCCCCACAAUGUUCCCACCAGACUGUUCCCACAAUCUAAUGAAACAUUAUGGGAACCUUUAAAGAACAGACAAAUGUGUUCUGGGAACAUUCUUGCAACAUCAAGCAAAUGUUUUAUGCAAACAUUGUAUAAUCAUCAGCACAACUUGACAUAUGUUGUAUGAUGAGAACAUUUGCCGCAACCUAACAAAUGUUCUGGGAACUUUCACAGAACCAAUUUUGGUUUGCUGGGUUGGCAUCUUAGUUUGUGUUGUAGGAAGAUUCAUUGUAACAUCCACAUGACAUAUCGUGAACAGCCCAGAAUGUGACAUCUUAGUUUCCUGCUGCUGUGUGAUCUCAAUUCUUUGUUCUCGAUGCCUUCAGUGUUUGUGUUCCACUAGGACACUAGUAGGAUUUGUGCAUUUUGCCAGUCGUUAAUGAGGGGGUCCUAAUUAAUCAUAACCAAUAAUCAGGCUAUGGCACAGAAAACACAUCUUGUGCCUUGAAUGUUGAUUGUAUGUCACAGAAAUAAACGUCAUAAUAUUCCAAGCACUUCUUUGCAUAGCGAGAAGCAAUGUUUCUGUUUUUAUUACCCUGGGAAGCAGAUUGAUUGAAUAGGGCCGCUAAUCUUUUGAAGGGAAAGCAUUAAAUACUUUUAGAUUCCCACCACAAAAUCAAGGAUUUGGUAUUAUAGGCAACCUUGUUUUGAAGUCAGAUUCCUGGAAUGAAAAGAGUUACUCUUUGUGGGUGUUCUUCAAACUAAUACAAGACCUGUCUGUCCCGGCACAUCUCGGAGCUCUUCUAACCCAGACAGAGGCAUGCAGUUCCCCUGUGUCCCCCAGAAGAAUGGCUUCAAACCAAGCCUCUUCCAUCGCGCUCUCCCUGUCAGGGCGGCCCCUAUCACCUCCCAGCAGGUGGGUUAGCCUUCACCAUGGUGAUCUGGUGCUGCCUUCCAUUCCCUGCUGCUAGCACUGGGGACUGUUGGCAGAAAGAAUAGACAUUAACUCAAUUAAGUCAGAGAAUAAAUAGAAAUUCAGAACUUGAGAUAUGCCUUAUAGACAACCAGACAUUUCAGAAAUGGAGGGCUAUUACUUUAUCUAUGAGUUACUGCCCUCUUCUUUCGAACUAGACUCUUAAAGCUGAAAUCUGUAAAGGGGGAAACAGUGCCACUGUUCGCCCCAGCGCCUUUGUUUUUAGGGGUUUAGCAGAAACUUACCUCAAACAACAUGACCAGCCUAGCAAAUCUGUAAAGUAUGGCUACAUUGUGGCACUAUUGGACAGGAAAAAACAUUAAUGCAAGCUCAUUGGCUCAUAGCGGCCAUAUUGUUUCAGCUAGUCUUGCAUCCAUAGAUGCUAUAUACCAAAUUUGGUCCCGAUCGGUCCAGCGGUUCUGGAGUAGAAGAUGUAAAAAUGAUCCAAAAUACAUCAAAAGCAUAUUGUAUUGCAUGAUCAGUUUCAUUUUGAGUUCUGAUAUUUGGCAAUCAUGGUAAACAGUACCGAAGUAACUUGUCCUAGGGCUAUGUGUCCAAUUUUUUCCUGAUGGUGGCACAGUGGGCCCAUUGCUGAACCCCACCAUGCAAUGACCAUUAUACAUAAAGAUGGGAAGCGCCAUUGUGACAAUAAGAUGACAUGAGUUGUGUUCAAUGUGUCAUCAACAUGAACAGGAUAGAUUUAUGUUUUCAAACAAAAUGAAAUGUUGUAUUUUGUUUGGUGUUCAUGUUGGAAAAUGUGUUGUUUUGUGUAAGGGGAAGUGAAAGAGUGGAGUGGGCUAGCUCAUGACCCAUUGAUCCGCAUUGCUGGUUGUGUGUGCCUCAAAGUUUGUCUGAUUGACCCUAAAUUGAGUCAUGAGAGCAUAGGAAAAAAAUCUAUACAAUCUUUCAGCCGUCUCACAUAUAUUUUCCCAGUUCUCACUCUCACAGGCUCGAGUGUCAAGCUUUAAAACUGUUUAAUGUAAUGAGUUUUGUACAACAUGAUGUGUUUUGCUCUUUGACCAUAAUUCCUUAUUCACCUUUUACCUCUAAAGUAGAGUUGUAAUGUGCAGACUCCUCAUGAACGGACAUGUGAAUUAGUUUGAUAUAGCUGGCAAUUAUCAAUAUUUGACCUUGAUCGUGAUCUUUCAACUCUCAUCUCGAUUAUAGAUACACACCAGAGGAACAUCAGAUUGACCUUUGGAACAGCAGAUGUCACCUCAAAUGACACACAAUAUGCCCUACAGAAUGGUAACAUUAUUUCUAGUGCCACAAUUGUAAUGGAAUGUUUUUUUUUUCUUUUCCCUCUUUUUUUAAUUUUCUCUCCAGUAUGCGGGGUUUGUUCUCAACAGUCGUGGUGCUUCUGGUGGCCUUGAUGAUAGUCACCACUGAAGCAGGCAAAAAUAAGAAAGGUAAGGGAUUUGCUAUGUAUUGCUUUAAUUUGCCGUGCACAGUUUUAGAAUUAGCAUAGCAGUUGCACCUUUCAUGAGGUUCAUAAAGCCUCAGUUGGAAACCUGUCCUUACUAAUUGUAAUAUUGCUGAUAUUAUUUAUGUCGGUAUAUAUUUUUUCAUAAUUGCAACUUGAUAUUUUUGUUUCACAGAGAAGGGGAAAGGGGCCAAGGGUGGUGCCUCUGACUGUGCUGAAUGGCGCUAUGGUAGCUGUGUGCCUAACAGCGGAGACUGUGGAGUCGGUGUCAGAGAGGGUACCUGCAACGACCAGAUGAGGAAACUGAAAUGCAAAGUACCUUGCAACUGGAAGAAGGAGUUCGGCGGUAGGAAUUAGACAUUGAUAUAAGAUUCCAUUUCCCUUGAUAUACCUUAUAAUUUCUCAAAGUGUAAAGUGGUGGUCAGUCAAUCAGAAAUAUAGCAAACAUGUAAUUCAUAGGUUACUACAUAAUUAUAAUUUUAUCAUGUCAUUUCUUAGUAAAUACCUAGUAAUUUACAUAACCACAAAAAACGACAGAACUAUUUAUUUAGAAUCAAUUAUGUUCAGACUGUUUUAUGAUAGACUGACGACUCACACUAAAUUAUUCCGCUGCUCUGUCGUUCACAACAUACUUUAGUCUGAGACGGCCAUCAUUGAAGUUGUUUGUGGUGACGAGGGGCACGAGGGGCGUUGUGCAAAGCAAAGUCAUCAGCGAUUGGAUCGUCUCUAACCAAUAAGAGUAUCAAAGCCAAUUACGUUUUUUCAAACCGCUGCUUUACCCACGUGUGUUCUGGCUCUGGCCCAACCCAUCGGUUUUUGGACCAAUCAGACGGCACGAAUGUGUUCGCAUUCGGUGAAGGGUCGGGGAGGUACUCAGAUCCAGACUCAUUGCGGGGAAGAAACGAACGUACGUGGGCGUGGCGUAGCGUUUGGCCGGAGCAAGGAGUCUGGGUAGCCAUGCAAGCUCUAUGGUGGUGUGUUCCAUACUCAACUGUUUUCCCUUCUGACCUGUGCCGUUUCAGCUGACUGCAAGUAUAAGUUUGGCAGCUGGGGGGAGUGUGACACAGCUACUGGAUCCAAGAACCGGUCUGGAACCCUGAAAAAGGCCCUGUACAACGCAGAGUGCCAACCCACCAUCAAGGUGUCUAAGCCAUGCCCCUCAAAGACCAAGACCAAGGCCAAAGGUAAUGUAAGAAGUAGAAAUGUAAGUAAUGUAAUAAAGUAAAAUUCCUAUCCACAAAUGAGUAUGUCAUAUUGAGCAAGGAAUCUAUGAUGAAUUGACCCUAUUGUUUGAUCAUUUUUUAUUGUCUUCCUACAGGAAAGAAGGGAAGGGGGAAGGAGAACUAAAAGGUCCACAUUGAACAAGUGAUUGGUUUGAUUUUAUUACGCAAUAUCCUUUGCUUUUUCAACAAACAUAAUAUGCACAAGUGAAUUAUGAGAUGUCAAGUGGGCCUUUCCUUCAAAUACAGUAUAACAAAUGCUAAACGUCUCUGAAUAUUGACCAAAUAUCCCACAAACACCAUUUUUUUUCACAUAUUUCCAGGUGUCGGUGGCCUGGCAAUUUGGCCUGCUUGUGUUCUGAUAAUUCCAUAGUGUUAGUAGGUUCCAGUUCUGGACAUGCUGUAUUAUGCAAGAUAUGCAAGAAACAGAUACUUUGACCUCACCUGUGUUCUAGAUCUACCUAAACCUUGUGAUGUACAACAUUUUCCAGAGUUUGUUGUAUUUUUUGUAUGCUCUCAGUUCCUUUACAUUAGUUCAACUUGAGUCAAGGCAAAGCUCCUUGUUUGAGAUUAUUUCUUAACCAGUAGAUCGUUUGAUAUACUUGAGUUUUUUUAAUUAAAAAUGUUCAUCUUACAUUGUUGUGAUUGUUAUAGUUUUCUCUUGACUACCAAUUAGUAUUACUAACAUAAUUGAUGAGUGGAUUUCAAUUGUGUGUGCCAAUUAGUAAAAGUACAGAGAUGCAAAUCAACUAUUUUUCUAGUAAACUGAGGACUGUCAGCUCAACGUUUUUCAUGUACAAUACAAAGCUGAGCUUGAAUGCUCAAGAGAAUGCAGUCAUUGUCUUUGUAAAGAUAAUAGUGGUAUUGUUAAAACAAUUAGUUUUAUAAUAUAUACUUCAAAAGGUGUCUGGCGAUUUUGAGUGAACUGCUGUGUUCAUAUUUUUGCAAACACACAUACACACACCUUCACACAGUUCAUCUGUACUCUCAUUUUUAUAAUUACUGUCAUUAUUAUUCCACAAACCCUUGGAACAGAAAAGAAUCAACCACUUUAAAUAAACUCUCAGAAUUUUGA